Drosophila miranda is the source of this 2090-nucleotide messenger RNA. RefSeq lists its product as uncharacterized. The transcript has a single exon. NCBI's taxonomy places the organism in Eukaryota, Metazoa, Arthropoda, Insecta, Diptera, Drosophilidae. The record is from RefSeq and is a predicted model, not a curated record. The coding region runs from base 61 to 1851 and encodes 596 amino acids.
UCACUGAUCGCUGAUCGCUGGCUUUACAUCAUCCUCAACCACGGCACGGCCCGAUCCUCGAUGUACAAGCACACGGUCAAGUCAAGGUUGGCCCAGGCCCGGAGUCAGCCGCCGCCAGCUUCUGGCACGGCAGCGACAACGACGCCCACAUCCCCGAAACAUGGACUGGGGGCAGGCAAGAAGUUCUUCUCACACAUUCGCCACAAAAUCGAGGAUAACCUGAGCCCCAAACUGGGCGGAAAGCUGUACUACAAAGGCAGCAAGCACACGAGAUCGAUGAGUGCCCUCAGCCUGCAGGUGGAUGGUGGCUGCAUCGGUGGCAAGUAUACCCCGAAAGCUGUUGCCCCACCUGUGGCCACUCCCCUGAAGAUGAUGGAACAGGUGCCGCCACAGAUGACCAGCAGCAUCUGCAGCUAUGUGGACAGCGACGAGGAGAGUCACCUGAGUCUGAGCCUCAGUCUGACGCAGCAGUCGCUGGAGGAUGAGAUCUUUGCGGAGCUGGAGAAGGUGGCCCACGACGAGAGUAAGCUGAACGAAGUGCUGCAGAGCUUUGACCAGAUCCUCAGCGAAUAUCCACCAGUGGAGUCGAUCAGAGAGAUGCUGCCCACGGAGGAGGUGCCGCUGCCUGCCCCGCCAGCAGAGUUCUGCGAUCGACAGAUGCUGCUCUCGAAAUCCCACAGCAGCCUCAGUAUGGGCCGGGCCAAGCGGCAGAUCUACCAGUCGCCAGAACUGGCCAAUUCCAUGCUCCUAAGGAGAUCCGAUUCCACGUCCAACGCGAACUCCAGAUACAAUUCGUUGAGUGAACUGAAUGGCAGCCGGAUACCCGUUUCGAAGCACUCGAGUUUGAGGAAGAGAAGCGAGAGCUUCUGCCUGGAUCAGCCGCUGAAUCACAGGAGCAGCAAGCAGCGCACGCGAUCGAUGCUUACUUUAAACAGUGGAAUCACUGGUAGAUCUUCAAUUCCAGCCAGAAACACAGCUCCAGCGACAGCCAGAGCCACCGCUGCAGUUCCAGUGAAAGCCAAAGUCUCCUCCGCUGCAGCGCCACUCCCACCAAAGCGAGCCAACUCCACGCUGGAGCGGCGACAGGUGCACAGCAGGCCACCGGGUCCCAGGAGAGCCAACUCCACGCUGAGAGCCACGACUGCGCACAGCGAUGAGCUGCUGGUCAAGUGCCUGGCCAAGGGCCAUGAGAUCCUCCGCCAAGUGGAGAACAUCAGCAGUGCCAAGCCGAAGCGAAGCAGCAGUCGUGGGGUGAGCAAGGAGCACUCGCAGCUGGCGAGGAACAAGAAGAGGCACCAGCAGAAGCUGCAGUACGCGAACGAGGAGAAGAUGGGCAAGCCCAAGCUGGAGUCCUGCAAGAUUAUACCCCCGAAGCUGGGGGAGACAUCGGAUAAGAAUCAGGACCUGCUGGUCAAGGUAGUGCAGGAGGUAAAAACCAAGCCAAAGGCAAAGGCAAAGGACUCUCUGCCGCUGAAGAAGCCCCUCAAGCAGGAUGAGGAGAGACAGCAGGAACCCUCCUCCGAUUCGGAUGAUUCGGGACACAUCAGCAACACGGUGCUCUCGACCUCCACUUCCACCUGUAAUUCCACGGGCAGCCUCUGCGAAUCGGAGGGCGAUGAAGCCGAAGAACCAUCGGCAGUGAAAAAGUCCAACAAAAUCGCAGAACUCCUGCAAAAGUUCGAGGCAGUGGCAGCAGCGGCGGCAGCUGUUAAAUCGAAUGCUGCUCAUGCCUCUGCCCCUUCCAUGAUUGCCACCAAGGUGGUGGCACAGGUGCAGGCGGUGCGGUGCAUCCAAACGCAGGUGGAGAUCUAUCCCACCUACACGAAAGAGGUAACUAUGCGGCUGCACUGACUGCCACCCGGUAAGAGUGCCCAGCAUAUCCCAGCUGUGCAUCCAAGCCUCCACCAGAUCCCAUCUUAACUCUCAGAUGUAUCUACUUAUCUAUUGUGCUUUGCCUCAUCUAACUUUAUCUUUUAUCUCUAACGUUUUUGCUGUUAAUGGAAUAAAUAUUUAUUGUACAAAAAACCAUUUGCUAUUUUUGGGCUUAUAUUUUCCCUUUUCCCCAACGGUUUUUAAAAUUUCCUUGGCUU